AUGGACGGAAACCUUUGCAACAUCCAGGUGCUGCUUCGGGCUGCAGAGUUUUUGGAGAGAAGAGAGAGAGAAGCAGAACAUGGCUAUGCUUCAGUCCUGCCCGUCAGCCCAGGUCUCUCUGAUAAGAGAAGCAAACAGAAGAACAAAAAGAUAUCUGCUGGUGGUAAUAGGUCGGUUCAUAACGAACUGGAAAAGAACAGACGAGCUCAGCUAAGAUAUUUUUUAGAGGAGCUAAAAAAGGAAGUUCCAUUCUCCACUGAUUCAGUGAGGAACACCACCUUAAAUCUCCUGAGGCGGGCACAGAACCAUAUAAAGAAGUUGCAGGAGCAGGAUGAGCGGGCUGAGCAGCUGAAAGGCCGUUUGCGCUGGCAGCAACGGGAGCUGAGGAUUCGACUGGAGCAGCUUCAGCGGACCGAGAGAAUGAGGAAUGACAGCCAGGGUUCCACCAUGUCCUCAGAACGGUCCGACUCCGACAGAGAGGAUGUGGAAGUUGACGUGGAAAGUAUUGUGUUUGAUUGUGUGGACUCUGAAGAACUGCACAUACCGCACAAUGACGCAGACCAUUGUUACUCAAGCUUGGACAAGGCUUGGCUAUGA
Messenger RNA from Knipowitschia caucasica, 597 nucleotides. Lineage: Eukaryota; Metazoa; Chordata; Actinopteri; Gobiiformes; Gobiidae. The record is from the annotation of a GenBank genome assembly.